Molecule: messenger RNA, 1764 nt
Organism: Fomitiporia mediterranea MF3/22
Lineage: Eukaryota; Fungi; Basidiomycota; Agaricomycetes; Hymenochaetales; Hymenochaetaceae
Product: MBOAT-domain-containing protein
Exons: 11
Coding region: 1-1764 (587 amino acids)
Biological process (GO): GPI anchor biosynthetic process
Cellular component (GO): endoplasmic reticulum
Source: RefSeq, a predicted model, not a curated record
AUGCCGACCAAUCUUCGUAACGAGUCUAGAUUUGGGUACUCCCAGACUAGGGAGGACGCUGAGGCGUUUCUCAAGGCUACUGCGGUCGUCGUUACGCCCAAACGACGAGGUGUUCUACGCUUCACGGUAGAUGCACCGGUUGCAGUACAGAAGACUGCUCAGAUACAUUCCCCACCGCGUUGGCGAACUACGGAGUUCUACUUCUAUUAUGUGGUAUUUAUCGUUGUCGUUCCCAUGAUGGUGUGGAAACCAAUUUCUCUAAGCCAAGAGUCUAAUCCUAACUACCCUUUGUUUUACUCCCGGUUGAGCGACGGAUGGAUAUUCGGUCGGAAAAUCGAUAACAGCGAUGCACAGUUCAAAACCUUCCGAAAUAACCUCCCUUUACUCGCACUCAUCGCAGCUACUUUCCUCAUCAUCAAAUAUAUGUACCUUAAGCUAUUCCUUCGCUCAAGCAUAUCAGAAGACGGAACACGACUACAUCUCAUACCAUUUAGCCUUUCAUUUUCCAUCAUAUUCUUAUUAGGGCUGCAUGGAGCGAGUGUUCUCAAGAUAUUUUUUAUCCUCACUAUAAAUUACGGCAUUGCUAAAUCGUGCAAGUCAUCAAGAGUGACACCUUGGUUGACGUGGAUAUUUAACAUGGGCGUGCUAUUUGCUAUUGAGCGUAAUUCUGGGUUUCAAUUCUCGAGUUUAUCACCCUCACUGGAGAGUUUGGAUAGAAUAACGGGCGUUUAUGCGAGAUGGUUCAUACCGUUCAAUUUCACUAUGCUGCGGCUUGUUUCUUUCAAUAUGGAUUUUUAUUGGGCUCAUAAAGCGUCAAAGUUCGGACAGCCUAUCCUUCCAGACUCAGCGAUGGAUCAUAAGCAAAGGACGACGACCCCGCUCGACCUCGACGUUUACUCUUACAGGAACUUCCUUGCCUAUGUGCUCUAUCCGCCAUUGUUUCUUGCAGGACCUAUCAUGACGUUCAACGACUUUAUGUGGCAGCAUGUAAGACCAUCAACGGUACCGACCUGGAAAGCGGUCGGGAGAUACUUUGUCAGAUUCUGCGUCUGCAUGCUGACAAUGGAGUUCAUCCUGCAUUACAUGUACGUCGUAGCUAUCAAGGAUACGGCGGCAUGGAAAGGGGACACGCCGUUGGAGCUUAGUAUGGUAGGAUUUUGGAAUUUAAUUAUUGUUUGGUUGAAGCUUCUACUACCCUGGCGAUUCUUCCGCUUAUGGGCACUCGCAGACGGGCUAGAACCCCAGGAAAACAUGGUACGGUGUAUGGCGAAUAACUAUUCGACAUUAGGAUUUUGGCGAUCGUGGCAUAGGAGUUUCAAUUUAUGGAUAAUUAGAUACAUAUACAUUCCUCUUGGCGGAAUUAAGAAUCAAAUAGUCUCGACCAUAUUGAUAUUCACCUUCGUUGCACUCUGGCACGAUCUGACUUUCCGACUCCUUGCUUGGGGUUGGUUGGUCAGCUUCUUUAUCAUGCCUGAAGUUGCUGCGCGAUAUAUUUUGUCCUCAGCUAAGUUCGGGAAUUAUCCGUGGUAUCGGCACGUCUGUGCUGUAGGCGGAGUCGGAAAUAUAUUGAUGAUGCUGGGUGCAAACCUCGUUGGCUUCGUCAUUGGAGUCGAUGGGAUACAAUAUAUGGUCAGGCAGCUAUUUGGGACUAUAGAAGGACUACAAUUUUUAUUCGUCGCGUGCGCAUGCAUUUUCGUGGGUGUUCAAGUUAUGUUUGAAUAUAGAGAGGAAGAGAUGCGGAAUGGGAUCUACCGGAAGUGCUAA